AUGUCGACCAGCGGAGUGUCCCGCUCCUGGACCCCGGGCACAGAGCGUCGCUAUGCCACGACUACCGCUCCGUCAAGCACCGGCCUCCGCCUCACACGCGGCAUGAAGGCGGUUCUCCUCCUCGCCCUCCUCGCCGUCCUCAUCGUCGCCAUCGUUCCCGCCGCGGUCGUCAGCACUCGCGACAACGACAAGAAGUACCGCGCCGACGACCACGCUCUCGGCUACACGACGGUCGUCGACGGCGUCACGACCUUCAUCCAGACGCGCACGGCCUCGAUCGUCACCCGCUCGUCGUACCGCACGCUCGACAACGGCGACGUGUCGACCGUCCAGCAAGUCGUCACCCUGCCCAUCAUCACGGAGGUCAUCGUCGCGACGGUCACUCGGUUCGUCGCCGGCGCAAACGCGUUCGUGACGCGCACAUUGCAAGGAGAACUCGGCGCCGCGACCGUGUACCGCACCGUCUUUGACGACUUGACCGUCGUCAGGCCGGCAACGUCGACGUCAGCGCCCGCGACAGCAACUUCUACCUCGGCGAGCCCACCGAUUGCGACGAGCAUCCAGGUCAUCAAGUUCGUCGACCACCAUCGCGUCGAGCGAGAGAUCCACCAGCUCCACCGCAGCUCCGCCGGCUACGACGAGCAGCAUCGCGCCAUCGACGAGCUCGACGACCAGUACGCCCACACGUCUUCCGCCGUCGAGCGCGAGCAGCAGCAGCUCGUCCGCAUCGUCGACCUCGAGCAGCUCGCCGGCGCUUCCUCCGCCGAGCAGCAGCACCACGCCGUCGCCAUCGUCCGCCAGUACGACGCCGCCAGUCGCUCCUACGACCCGCAGCAGUACGACGACGGCGGCAUCGACCAGCACUUUUGCGCCGUCGCUGCCGUCGAGCAGCACCAGCUCGACCCAGGUCCCGUCCUCGAGCGGAAGCUCAAGCAGCUCCGCCACUCGAUCAACGAGCGAGUCGGCCGGCUUCCCGUCGUUCACGCUGUCGCCUUCUCGAGCACCUUCCUCGACGGCGACAGACCCAGUCACGACGAGCAGCCCUUCCUCAAGCGCUCCAAGCUCGUCCACCUCGACGGCCGUCUCGACGACGCCGACCGCAUCCUGCAUCCCUGGACUGCCGCUCUUCCUCGGCGGCUGCGGCAUCGGCGAGACGACGUCCACGGCGGGCUCGUCGACUUCUGCGUCGUCGAGCAGAUCUGCGUCGUCGUCGACGACGCCGGCCUCGACAUCGUCUUCCUCUCAAGCGCUCCCGACGACGACCGAGGCUACGACCGGAUCGUCGAGGACGAGGGAGCCGUCGAGCACGAGCGAGCAGACGUCAAGCACGACCAGCGCCACCGCAUCGCCUACCUGCAUCCCAAGCCUGCCGGUCAUCGUUGGCGGGUGCGGCCUGUUCGACCCGACGACGUUGUCGACCGCCACUCGAUCGAGCAGCUCGUCCGAGAGCGAGACGACGAGUACUGCGACAACCUCGGGCGACCUCACUUUCCCGCCCAUCGGUCCGCCGACCGCGACCUCCUCCUCGUCCUUCCCUUCGUCCAGCGAGGCGUCCUCCACGACCGCGAGCGACACUUCCACGACUGCGACCUCGUCCCAGGGCACCACAGCGACUUCUUCUCCGGCUUCUUCUCCGCUUCGACGAGUACUACGCCGUCGAGCACGACCGAGGGCGUGUCGUUCACGACCGCCAGCCGCACCUCGAGCGCAUCAACGCCGCGUUCCUCGACCUCGACUGAGCCCGACGAGCCUAUCACGACGACCGCGACGUCUACCACAUCAAGCUCGAACUCGAGUGCGGCAGACGGCGACAGUGUGACGAGCACAGCGACCGGCAGCACGUCGCCCUCGGCGUCGACCUCAACGACGACGUCCAGCACGUCGAGCGCCUCGGACACCGCCGACGAGCAGGCCUCGUCGUCGUCGGCGCCUGCGCCUGCGCCGGAUCCCGCUCCGACAGACGACCUUGGCGGCGUCGUCGCGCUGUGGUCCUCUCCUCGGCUCCCGCCGGCCUCGUUCACCUCGGCGCAACCUGGUCGUCGCCACCGCCUCGUCCGGCGACACCGCGAGCAGCCUCGCCGCGUCGACGCCGUCGCCUGA
Molecule: messenger RNA, 2100 nt
Organism: Rhodotorula graminis WP1
Lineage: Eukaryota; Fungi; Basidiomycota; Microbotryomycetes; Sporidiobolales; Sporidiobolaceae
Exons: 14
Coding region: 1-2100 (699 amino acids)
Source: RefSeq, a predicted model, not a curated record